Molecule: messenger RNA, 3304 nt
Organism: Podarcis lilfordi (Lilford's wall lizard)
Lineage: Eukaryota; Metazoa; Chordata; Lepidosauria; Squamata; Lacertidae
Source: the annotation of a GenBank genome assembly
AGAGAGCCAGACGCAGAGCGGGAGGCACAGGCAGCAGCGCGGCGGCGGCGACGGCAGAGGAAGGAGGUGUCCAGUGGCGCCCCGGAGAGAGAAGCGGGGAAAGAGGGGGGCGAGCAGGGCCCAGGCCGCUGGACAGAGCUACGCCAGCGAGGGCUGACCGUGGCCGCUUGCCCGCGGAAGAAGCUGGUCAGGUGCACAGCCGAGGCCUGAGCCGGGAGCUCCUUAAGUUUCCGUGGGGGGCAUUCGCUGGGACGGCUGCCCAGACCACACCCCGCCAGCAGGAGCCUGAAGGGGGGCGACAGCCACACUCGCGCCUGGUGUUGUUUGAAGCCACGAGGAGACUCUUUGAGGGGGGUGAAAAGUGUUGCUCCCCUCAUCAAACAAGGGAGUCCCACGUGCUGUUCAGGAGCCACCCGUGGCAGAGGCGAAGAGCCGGUUUUCCUGAAGGGAAACUUCCAAAGCAAGGAUGACCGAGAACUCGUCCACGGCACCUGCUGCCAAGCCCAAGCGGGCCAAGGCAGCCAAGAAGUCGACAGACCACCCCAAGUACUCGGACAUGAUAGUGGCCGCCAUCCAAGCCGAAAAGAGCCGAGCUGGCUCCUCGCGCCAGUCCAUCCAGAAAUACAUCAAGAGCCACUACAAAGUGGGGGAGAACGCCGACUCCCAGAUCAAGUUGUCCAUCAAGAGGUUGGUGACGACAGGUGUUCUCAAGCAGACAAAAGGCGUCGGCGCUUCGGGGUCCUUCCGCCUGGCCAAGGGGGAUGAGCCCAAGAAAGCGCCCGUCAAGAAGGCUAAGAAGGAAGUCAAGAAGGCCGCAACACCCAAGAAAGCAGCCAAGCCCAAGAAGGCUGCUGCCAAGUCGCCGGCCAAGAAGCCCAAACCUGCGCCCAAAAAAGCCAAAAAGAAGCCAGCGCCUGCUCCAAAGAAAGCCAAGAAGCCAAAGACUGUCAAGGCUAAGCCAGUGAAGGCGUCAAAGCCUAAAAAGGCAAAAGCGUCGAAACCCAAAGCAAAGUCCAGUGCAAAGAAGUCGGCCAAGAAAAAGUGAAGUGCAUGCUUGGGACCUUCUUUCUUGGACUUUCUUCUUGACCUCUACUCUGUAAAUAGAUUCCUUCUUUGUUCUCUACUCCUUUCUAUUGCAGCUUUAUAAAAGACUGAACUAUUCCGCCUAUAAUGCUUUCAAUCGAUAGCUUUUUUAAAUGACACUCAUCAAUAUGAAAGUUCCCCUUUUUUUGGUUUGAAUUUUUCCCCCCAAUUAGAAUUUUAAAAAUAGAUUUCUGUGUUCAUCUUUCUUCCCCUCUCUCUUAAAGGUAUGCAAUACUUGUUUGUGUUUUUGAGCAUGAGGGAAGACCAGGUCAGAUAAGGGAAUAUUUUAGUGUUCCUAUUGCUUGGAGAUGAUUUUUAAAAAUAUUUGAAUUAAGAAAGGGACUUGCAUUGGAUGACUUUCUUAGCCAAGGCCCUGAAAUGGUGGGAUUAAGAAAGGUAACUAAUAGUGGAAGCCACCCAAGAUGGAAUAGGGUAACUUCAUUUUUUACAAAACUUCAAAAUUUCAUGGUGGAUAAGAUUCUAAUGUAACUGCAUACAUGUAGGAUGAUGUCUUUCUAGCCCUGGGAUGGACUGAGAUAAGCUUUUCACUGCUCUUUCAAGGGGAGGACUGUGCUGUUGUCUGGAGUGGGUGGUAGAGUUGGAGACAAGGAAUUAAAAUGAAUCAUGCGGGGGGGGGGGGGGAGAUCCUCUAUUUAAAAUCAUGAUAGUUUGACCACAACAAAGUGGGGAUACAGUGAAAAUUUAAUUUCCUGUCUCUUUCUAAACAAGUCUGACCACUGUCUUGGUCCCUGCCAACUUCCAGGAGAAGGUGUUAACAGAAGCUCCAUUCUUCCCAACCCUUCAGUGCCUAUCCACAGCUUUUUGUGUUUAAAGUCUUGUGUCUGCAGUGCAUCCUACACCUCCAGCGAUCUUUAUUUUUUCAAUUGUGGAUCUUGAAUGGGGGAGGGAGGGAAGAAUGAAUGUAGAGGGGGCAGACUUGUUAUUGAGGUAACUUUAUAAAACUGUGUUACCAUUGCUUAGGUUUGGGAUUGGGGUUUUUUCCCAUGAGGAGGGGAAAUGGAAAGGAUAAUUUUCAGUACUCCCAUUUUUAUUUUUAUUUUUAUUUUAAAAAGAUAUGCUUGUUUAAACAACGGAAGAUUCUCAUAGGACUGAUAGCUGAUUGUCCAUUUUAUUUUGUAUGUGUAAUUUUGUGCAAGAAGGAUUUAGCUGUCUUUGUAAUUUUAGAGUUAAAAAUAAAAUGUAAACAGCAUAAUGGCUUAGGUUUCCCACGGUGUACUGUCUUUUGCAAUACAGCUAUAUAAAACAACAUUGAAAAUUCAGGCUCAGCUGUACAUUCUCAAAAUGGGACCAUGCGCGGUUGAUUCUGUAAAGCUUGAAGGGGGGAGAGAGUUCUGCAUCAGUGAAAGUGCAAUGGAAGGAAACAAACUUCUGUUGGUGUCUAAACUAUGGGAACACUUUCUUGGGUUAUUGUGAAGAAUCUGGAUGAAUGGAAAGUUUCACCAUGAAAAUCUCCACAUAAUUAGCCACUAGAUGGCAGCCUUGCAAGGCAUGAUCUCACUUUACAAUGGAAAAAAGGCAGUUAAGAAAUAGUUGUGUAUUUCACAGGGAAAAGGCCAACCAAUUUGCAAGUAGGUUCCUUAGUCCUAUGCAAACUGAUCCACAGUAUGCGGCAAGCAUGUUUCAGCAAAUGCAGUGAUUAUGUGCUAUGGAAUGUAAAUGUAUUUGUGAGCACAAUAGACACGUGCAUGAAAACCCAACUGUCAAUUUCAGUUCUCCUUUUAAAUUUUUCCAAUCUUAAAUUCUCCACAUUUCUGUAGCAGUUUAGUGUUUUUUUUAAAAAAAAUCCUCAUGAAAAGCCACCAGCAUUUUUAAUUUCUCCUAAUCACAUUUUUUGCAUACAGUUUUAACCAAUGUACACUUUUUUGGGGGGGCAAUGAAUUGGUCAUAUGCAAUUUUGUAUGUUACUUCCAUGGAUACAUUCAUUUUUAUCCACAUUUUCCCCUAAUAUAUGCAUUUUUGCAAACAGUUUACUCGGAGAACUACAUUACAAAAUUCAGAUAAGUAUGAAUUUUUAAGGAUGGCUGUAUUUCAGUUCUUGUAUCAUUUUGUAAAGUGUCGGUUCAGUAGAUCACACAUUUAAUGUUAAUGGAAUUGAAUUUCUCUCCCCUCCCUACCCAACUUUGCUCCUUGAGGUGUGUCCAUUAUGUGUUUAAAACAGUGCUUCAUUCUAAAGUCCACAUGGCAAAUACACUUCCCAUCC